Molecule: messenger RNA, 1258 nt
Organism: Pseudophryne corroboree (corroboree frog)
Lineage: Eukaryota; Metazoa; Chordata; Amphibia; Anura; Myobatrachidae
Product: beta-1,3-galactosyltransferase 5-like
Exons: 1
Coding region: 217-1197 (326 amino acids)
Cellular component (GO): Golgi membrane
Molecular function (GO): hexosyltransferase activity
Source: RefSeq, a predicted model, not a curated record
UCUUACAAAGGGUCCAUGAAAAUCAUGACCGAACUCCUGACCUUACUCAAUGUUGUGUAGCUCAGGGACAUAGUGUGCAGUGUACACAGUGUACCUUGUCCUCCAGUAACUGGGUUGUCAGCCAGAGCUGCAUGAAGUCCACACUUUGUCCAGUUGGAGCAUGAAGACACAAGCUCUCAUCCCGUCAUUGAAUGUGCAUGUUUUAGGUCUCCUUCAAUGGCCAUUCGAUUGUCUUGGUGUUUCAAAGUUCUGCUCUGCUGUAGUACGUUCUUGGCCUUUGUUAUUUUCUGGAGCUGGCUGUCCCAAGCAAAGGAUGGUGCCACUGGGCAAUGGUUUGGAGUUUCAUCUUCCAGCAAGACAGGCAUUGACUUUUCAUCUUUGUUCUCAGAAGACCUCCCAAAGCCUAAGUGCCAGAUAGGACAGGUCCUCCUUAUCCUGGUGACCUCACACCAUAGUCACCACUCAUCACGGAAAGCCAUACGAAGGUCAUGGGCAUAUCAAGCUGAAGGCUCUACUCAUCCAUGGCAAGUUGUCUUCUUGGUUGGACGUACAGUAGAUGUAGAGCUGGACUGGCGUGUUUACAACGAGCAUGCAGUCCAUGGCGAUAUUCUCAUGGGCAACUACAUGGACACCUACCGUAACCUAACCUUAAAGGUAAUGCAUGGCAUGAAGUGGGCAGCGGAGAGAUGUCACCCACAGUACAUCCUGAAGACUGAUGAUGACUGCUUCAUUAACACGGACUAUCUACCAUCUCUCCUGGGCCAGCACAGCCCUGGCACUCUACUCUAUGUGGGCUCAGUCUUCCCAGAGGGAAAGCGGGUGGUUAUUCGGGAACCAACAAGCAAGUGGUACGUUGCAGAGCGGGACUAUAAGCGUGAUCUGUACCCACCCUAUGCCAGUGGCAUCGGUUAUAUGCUGUCCUUAGAUGUCGCUAUGGUAAUUAUAGGCCUGGCAGAGAUUGUCCCGGCAAUACCUGUGGAAGAUGCCUAUAUUGGGAUCUUAGCGGAGAGAGCCAGGGUGAGACCCCUCUCCAGCGCUCGCUUUGCCAAGCACAACGUCAGAUGGGGCAUCUGUAAUUACCGGUUCCUGAUGGUGAUUCACGGCGUGGCACCAGAGGACCAGGCUCGGGCACAGGACAAUGUACGGAGAGCGAGGACAUCCUGUAACCACAGCAUUGAGAUAACCCACUGGAAAUGACUGGAAGCCAUGUGCCCAUGGUACAAGCACCAUCGCCUAUAUAACCUGCACUGACCCUAAA